AUGAGGGAUAAUCGAGAAUGGAUGUAUAAUAGGUUAGAGGGAAAAUUUCUUAGCCCAACCUUUGCUAACAAGGUCGGUGAAUUUAUUGCGUUUGCUACCACCAAAGAUAAUUUUGUGUUAGAUGGUAUGAUGAAAUGUCCAUGUGCAAAGUGUCGAAAUAUUCCAUAUCAAGAUAUAGACACUGUAAAGGAGCAUCUCUAUAAGUUUGGUUUUAAGCCUAACUAUUUCCAGUGGGUUUAUCACGGGGAAUUACACUCCCAGAAAAAUUCUCAAAGUUCUGGCUCCACAUCCACUGAGGAUGCCUCUAACCCUUAUAUAAGCAUGGUGCAAGAUGCUUUUGCACAAGAAGGUCAUUUAGAAGAUAUUGAAGAGGAACCGCAUCCUAGUUUCAAGAAGUUCUUUGACAUGUUGAAGGCAGCUCAGGAUCCAUUAUAUGAUGGUUCUAAGUUGUCUUUGUUAGCAGCUGUUGUAAGGCUGGCUAACAUCAAGUGUGAGUAUAAUAUUCCUAUAAAAGGCGUAGACGACGUUGCUUCUUUGAUGAGAGACAUGUGCCCGGAUGAAAGUAAGAUGUCUGAUAGUUUUUCCAAGACAAAGAAGCUACUUGCAGGGCUAGAGCUUCCUCACCAAAGGAUACAUGUAUGUCCAAAUGGUUGCAUGUUAUUUUGGAAGGAACACAAAGAUCUCAAAGAAUGUCUUUAUUGUAAGGAAAGUCGUUAUAAGACAAUAAGGGAAAAUGGCAACUAUUCUCCUCAUUGCGUUCUGAUUUAUUUCCCUAUCGGCCCGAGAUUGCAGAGACUAUAUGAAACAAAAUCUACUGCUGAGAAAAUGAGGUAG
Molecule: messenger RNA, 834 nt
Organism: Spinacia oleracea (spinach)
Lineage: Eukaryota; Viridiplantae; Streptophyta; Magnoliopsida; Caryophyllales; Amaranthaceae
Exons: 1
Coding region: 1-834 (277 amino acids)
Source: RefSeq, a predicted model, not a curated record